AUGGAUGUUAAUCGUGAUAAUUUUUAUGAUGUUUUACCAGAAAUUUUAAAUGAUAUAAAUAGUGCUGAUUAUGUAGCAAUGGAUGGUGAAUUUACAGGAAUAUUAGCAUUGGAUAAAAUGAAUUAUUUUGACACUCCAGCUGAACGAUACAAACGUCAUUAUGAAUGUGAUAGACAUUAUUUAAUGAUUCAAGUAAGUCUUGCAAUGGUCCGAUGUUUAAAUCCAACAGAAAAUCAAUAUUCAUUAAAAGCUUAUAAUUUCUAUUUAUUUCCUGAAAAUGAAACAGAUGCAUAUGACUUUCAAUCGAAAAGCUCAUCAUUACAAUUUCUAGCGAAUAAUCAUUUCGAUUUUGUUCAGUUAUUUCUUCAAGGAAUUCCUUUUGUCUGUAGAGCAAAACAUUUAGAAAAAUUACAAAAAUCACAACUAUCAUCAUCACGUCAUAAUAAUCAACAAAUAUCUAAUAGUAACAACAGCAAUGAAAAAAAAUCUGAAGCAAUGACAAAUUCAUUAAAACAGUCUGAAUCUAAUAAUUUAUCAGAUACAGAUUUCUUAAAAAACUCUAUGACCGGGUUUUCAGAAGUCAUAUGGAAACUACAAGAGUCUAAUAAUCGAUACAAAACAAUUGCAUCGACAUCAACUUUUCAAGAUAUUAUUUCAAAUACAGCAUUACAAGCUCUUUAUAAAACAGUUCUGGAACCAUCAUUUCCAGCAUGUCGUUUUGAAACUUCUGAUAAUUUUCAGUAUGCAUCACGUGAAUAUGAGCAUACAGCUGGUUAUGAUGCUAUGUGUACAGCUGUUUGUUUGACUAAAAUGAUGGCAUUUAUUGCUGAAAAAACUGGUUUUAAACAAAAUCCAAUUGAACAUACAUUACUUAAUACAUUCAAUGGGAAAAUAUUUCAUAUGAGUUCAUUUGAUUUUAAAUAUUCUGAUGUACUUAAUGAUGAUGAUUUACCUGAUCGAUCCUGCGUUUUUUAUGUAACUCAUCCUCAAACAUGGCCAACAGUAAAUAUACAUGAAUAUUUUUCUCAAUGGAAUCUGCUUGCUUAUGAUCGAUUGGAUUUAACAACACAUAUUAUUGCAGUAUCAUUAAAAAAAGGCACAAAAGAAAAAAUGUUGACAAAAAUGCGUGCAAAUGACAAAAAUUUAAUAAUUACUUCUUAUGCAGAAUAUAAUCGUCUUGAUUAUUCGAAAAUAAAAGUUAAACAACCUAAUAAUCUGUUUGAUAUUAAUCCAAAUAAUGGAAAAUCUAAUAAACGAACUUGUAAUAAUCAAAAUACAUUUACUACAACUACAAUAAUAGCAACUCCGGUGGAUAUUUCUCCUGAUCCAACAGAAAAUCCUAUACAAACAACAAGAAGAAAAAGCAGAACAAGUUAA
Molecule: messenger RNA, 1377 nt
Organism: Rotaria sp. Silwood2
Lineage: Eukaryota; Metazoa; Rotifera; Eurotatoria; Philodinida; Philodinidae
Source: the annotation of a GenBank genome assembly